Molecule: messenger RNA, 3666 nt
Organism: Musa acuminata AAA Group (dessert banana)
Lineage: Eukaryota; Viridiplantae; Streptophyta; Magnoliopsida; Zingiberales; Musaceae
Exons: 6
Coding region: 144-3239 (1031 amino acids)
Cellular component (GO): cytoplasm
Molecular function (GO): 5'-deoxynucleotidase activity; DNA binding; protein dimerization activity
Source: RefSeq, a predicted model, not a curated record
AUCCUUGGUGGUGGAUUGAGGGCUGAUGAGAUACAGGAACUCUGGGCAGAGUAUGAGAACAAUUCUUCUAUGGAAGCUAGUCUUGUGAAGGAUUUUGACAAAGUGGAAAUGAUUCUUCAGGCUUUGGAAUAUGAAACAGGAUCAUGGCACCAAAGGAACAGUCACACGAUGAUGCAUGGGUUCAUGCCCGAAAGCUAGAUGGAAACCGUCAUCAUUGGCAAUGUAUUUAUUGUGACUACAUUGGUAAAGGUGGAGGAAUAACUCGAGUAAAAAUGCAUUUGGCUGGUGGGUAUCCUGACGUUGCAAAAUGCAAGAAGGUUCCAACGGAGAUCCGUAAAUUAUUUCAAAGCAAGAUGAAACAAGCAAAGGAAGAUGCAUUAAAAAAGAAGGCAAGAGUUGAGGAAGAAUAUCAUAGGGCUACACAGGAACCAGUUUAUGAUCAGUAUGAGGGUUGCGGCGAUGAAGUCGACCCGGAUCUCACAGCUGGGAUUCGUGCAUCAUUGGAGCAUCAGCAUACGGUCGAUGAAGCAAUGAGGCAUCGACGACCUGACUCACAAUUAGAGCAUGGUAGUGGUAGUGGAAUCCAGAGGUCAACCAGCAUGAGGCAACCAACUGCUCCUUCUCAGUUAGGCCGAACUAGUAGCAUGAGGUAUGGUGGACUCCGUGGUUUUAUGAGAGGUCUUGGCAGGAGGUCCGCACCAGAUAUUGUUGAUAUUGAUCCGCAAGCCUAUCCCCCACAAACAGCGAAACAGACACGGAUUGACGAUGCAUAUACAAAAGAAAAAAAACGGGAUAUUGGGAAGGCAAUCUCAAAAUGGUUCAACUUUCAUAGGAUUCCAGCCAACACAGCCCAAGGUCCAUAUUAUCAGAGCAUGAUCUCCUCUAUUCAAAAGUCUAGCACGGGGAUCCAACCUCCAACACCGAAGGAGAUUCACGGCGUGUACUUAGAUGAGGAGGUGGCAGAACUAAAGGAUUGGAUCAAAUCCUUCAAGAGGCAAUGGGAUGAAUAUGGGGUGACAUUGAUGUGUGACAGUUGGACAGGACCAACAAGAAUGAGUAUCAUCAACUUUCUUGUUUAUUGCAAUAGAAGAGUGGUGUUUCAUAAGUCCGUUAAUGUUUCUGAAAAGAUCCAAGAUGCAAACUACAUUGAGAGCUUGAUGGACACUAUGGUAGAGGAGAUUGGACCACAGUAUGUUGUCCAAAUAAUAACCGACAAUGGAGCGAAUUUCAAAAAAGCCGGUUUGCAAUUGAUGGAAAAAAGAAAAACUUUGUUUUGGACUCCAUGUGCAGCUCAUUGCAUAGAUCUAAUGCUAAAGGAUAUUGGUGAGUUGGAUACGGUCAAGAAAUGUGUAGCUCGAGCACAAUCAAUUACAAAGUUUAUAUAUAAUCAUCAUUGGGUCCACGCAUUAAUGCAAAAGUAUGUAAAUGGUGAGAUACUUCGACCUGGAAUUACUCGGUUUGCUACAAAUUUUAUUGCAUUAAAAUCAUUACAGCAAAAAAGACAUGGCUUGAAGGCAAUGGCUAGCUCACAAGAGUGGUCUGAAUCCAGAUAUUCGAAAUUGAGUAAUGGAAAGAAGAUAGAAAAGGCCAUUCUUUCAUCUAGAUUUUGGGAGACUAUAGCAGAAAUCAUAAAAGGUGUGGAACCACUUUAUAUUGUCCUCCGUAAGGUUGAUAUGGACAAGCGUCUACAAAUGCCGUAUCUUAAAUAUAUGCUGAUUUCAGCAAGAGAGGAGGUCAGGAAAGCAUUCAAAGAUGAUUUUAAGGCCGACCAAUACGUACGAAUCAUUGAUCGUCGGACCGAAGUUCAUAUGGAUCAAGAUAUCCAUAAUGCAGCGUAUUAUCUAAACCCGGCAAUUCAAUAUCGAUAUGCUCUCGGAACGCAAAAUAAUUUCCUAACGACACUACGAAAUGUUAUAUAUCGACUCUUGCCAAACACUACCGAGGCAGCCGAUGCUCUUAUGGAGGGUCGAUUAUUUCGAGAAACAGUUGGUUCAUUCUCCGACGUUGUAGCUAUAUCAUGCCGUUACACUAUGGAUCCUGUCGAGUGGUGGUUACAAUUUGGAGGCGAUGCACCACAUUUAAGGAAGGUUGCCGUUCGUGUACUUUCACAGACAACAACAUCUAGUGGUUGCGAACGUAAUUGGUCAACGUUUGCGUUGAUUCAUACGAAAGUCCGCAACAGACUCUCCUACAGACGGUUAGAGAAACUAGUAUAUGUCCAUUAUAAUAUGCGGCUAAAAUUGCGAUGUGCUGAGUUGGAUAAGGAGCCAGAGGAACCAGAUAUUUAUCCCAUUGACCUCCAAUUCUACAACGAAGAUUCAGAGCCAAUGUUAGAUUGGGUUGAAGCAGCAGAGAACCAAGAGGAUCCUCUACUUGAUGAGGCGGGAGAUCCUCAGCGUCCUUCACGUUUUAUCACCGAGGCAAUAGAAGAAGAAGAAGCACAACCCCAACGGGUAGAAAAUCCCCCUCGAUUACAACAUGGUAUGAGUCAAACUGCUCGAGGAACUACCGAUACCCAACGGUCACACUCGUCCGCCCAACGUGCAAAGGCAAAGGGGAAGGCAAUAGCAUCAGUUGCAUCGUUGGAAAGAAUCGAGUCGGGCGACGAGACACCUUCACAAUCACAUUCUCUUUCUCGUUCGGUCCAGAGACAUGACAGCAACACGGACAGCAGUGCCUCAACAGAUGAUGGCGGUGAUACCGGGCAGUCGUUGGUCUCGUCUGCACAACUUGAGGGUGGUGAAUGGACUGAGGAGCAAUAUUUUACACAUGUCACUCAAGAUUCAGAUCAUGGAACUCGACAAGGUACUGGUCAAGUUUAUGCGCGGAAGGGAAAGGAGAAGGGGAAGGGGAAGGCAGUGGAUGAAUAUGAACAAAUGCGACAGAGCAUACAUGAUAUAGACACAGAAAGAGACUCAUCGUAUUCACAGCCAUCGUAUUAUGAAGAAUCAUAUGGGCAACAACAGUAUGGUGAUAGUUGGUCAUCCUUCUCUGAGCAACAACAUGAUACAGAACAACACCAAUAUAUGCCUCAAGAGCUGCCUCGGACAAAUAUGAUUUAUGACGAUCAAUCUACGAUCAGUACCACAUUGAUGCAUCAAUGGCAUACGGUGUAUCAAUACACUAUGUCAUGGGAUCAAUUUCAUGAUUGGGUCCAACAAACGUAUCAUAUUAAUAUGUAUCGGAUCGAGGACCCCGAUCCACCACCCGUGGAGGCUCGUCGUUCGUUUUGGUGGUAGAAUUAACAAUCAGGUAUAUCUAGAUAUAUGAUUAUUUAAUUCAUUUGAAUUUUAGAGUUUAUAUUGUAACAAAAUAGUCUAACAAUUCAACUGAUUUUUCUAUAGAUAUUUCAAUCUAUAACGAGCUGAAAUACGAACCUCGAACAAGACUACCUCAAAGCCCGAAAAAGAUAUGUGAUGCUAUUUUUAUCUAAUUUACAUUGAUUUUGCUAAACUUAUACUAUUACUAUAUUUAUUUGUAACUUGAAAACUCUAUCCUAACUUUUUUUUUAAUUUUCAGGUAUUUUCGGAGGGAUAAAUCGGUGAAAUUAAGUGUACCGAGCGGUACACCUCGGUAUACCGCUCGGUACGCCGUACCGUACCGUACCGAGCCGGCGUCGAAACGCCGGUACGGUACGGUUCGGCGAACCUUGUUCUGAACCAUGAA